UCAAUUGCACCAAAGAACAUACAAAGAUGUGCGGGACACUGAUGUCUAUCCUGAUCCUGUGUGGGGAUGUAUUCGACUUUAUAAUGGACUGGGUAUUCUACGAUGACAUUAAGAAUGCUCAGGAUGGUUUAGUUUUUGGACCUCAUGACAAAAAACUGGUAAUGGCAACACUUGUGUUCUGCAUAAUUGGGACGGUCACCUUCAUCACAGAAUGUGCUAUUAACAGACUAGAAUAUAAAUGGAACAAAAAACAUAAUUGGAGAUGGAGUGAGAAAUUAGAUACAAUAUCUAAGAUUUCAGAGGUGAUGACAAUGAUAACACUGUUUAUUGAAGAUUUGCCUCAGAUCCUCAUUAACUUUGCUGUUGCCUUGUGCAGGGAAGAAGUUACAAACGUUGUACAAAUAGUUAAGGCAGUAUCGUCAUUAGUCGAAGUUAUCAUACUUCUAGGCAUUUUGUUUGUAAAACAUCGUCAGGUUAAAAGGAAAGGGGAAAUAAAAGCAUGGAGAAAAUGGGUUUUUUGGGUGACAAUCGUCAUUUCAUUCCUGAUAUUUGCGUUUUCGGUGGCUGUGUUUGGCCUGGAAAACAACCUCAACAAGGAAAAGAUAGACUUUGACAGCCAUGGCUUGGAAGGCAAAGAAGCAGAUCGCUAUCUCCAGGGAGUCAAUGUUUUUAUGAAAUCUCCAACCAUUCCAAACAUGGCGGAUGAUCAGUGGCUGAAUAUCACAGAUAUCAAAACCAUAACGAAAUUCCCCGAUCAGUCUUCAAAUAUGGUGGUAAGCGUUUUCGUCAAUGAACAGUAUGGAUGGAUAAAGAAACAGUCGACUACGUCUGGGGAAACACUGUCGUGUUACCAGGCAGCACAGACAUCGAUGAUGAGUCCUCUUCCUUCAGCAAAAUGCCGUGAAAUUCUGUCUAAUACCACCGACGGUACUUACAUAACGGUGAAGCUGGAGUAUGUCCUCCCGAACAGACAUCAGCCACUAGGGGAUAUACUCUACAACUACAGGGUCACCGAUCAAAAUUGUAGGCCAAUCUCAUCAUCGCCUGUGACCUUGCAGUACUUCAAGAGAUCAGGCAGCAAAAUCAGUCAUUUCUUUUCCCUUGCAACUGACCUGGAUGACGUAAGAGAGGUUUGGAAAACAGGCAGUAGCUUUUGCAAGAGUACCGCCCGCGAGCGUCCUAAAUUAUCCUCUGUGAUAACUGUACCCUGUGAACCUCUGAGGUAGCUGUGUUUCCAGGGAGCAAGUUAUCUUGCAUUUAUUGUAAUUUUGGAUAUAAGAUCUACUGUAAUUCAUGUUAUUUACCUUGAACAUGCCUCAAAAAAUAUCAUGUAUAGAGUGGUGGGGAAAAAAAGCGUGUGAAUUGUUCUAUGUGACAUAAGUUAUUGAAUUAUAAUAUCAAUACAUGUAGAAUAAUGAUAUUGUUGGUUUUUUAAUUAUGAAUAUAUAUAUAUGGUUACUCAGCUUGAUUUGAAUUAUGUCUCGUUUGUGUUUGUCCAUGUUUUACUACGUACGUUCAAUGUCAGAUGUAAAAUUGGCACAUCAGAUAUGUGAUUGAUCGAGCUCCCGACAGUGGAAAAACAGCAGUUAGUCUGUGACUAGAGCUAACUUUUCGCCAUGAGGACGUGUGUACACAGUAUAAAAUGCAUUUUAUAAUAAAACCAUGAAUAUUCUUUAAAUGUCGACUAUUUUCCCUACAAUUUGCUAUUUCUGUUAAGAGUGAAGCAAAAUUCAGGAUGUUUCUUGGAGAAUGUGUGUAAAAUAACAAAGGAUUGUUUUGUACAGUAUAAGUUUGAUAUUGUUUGUACAUUAUGUUAAUGGAAGGCUGGUAGCGUGUAUCGUUCGGCUGCUAUCAAUUAGUUAAUAUGGUGUACCUUUGGUGUAAAUUGAAAGUUCACGUAGAUAAUUUUUACUUUCAUUACAAUAUACAGCUAUAUUUUAAAAAGUAAACACAUGUGUAUUUGGAUAGUAAACAUAUAGUUUUAGUUUGGUAGGCAUCGUAGUUGACAAGUGGUGGCGCAGAUAUACAGCAUUUUACUUUAGUUUUACAUAAAAAUGAUAUAAUAUAUUUAACACAUUUGUGUCUUGCAUUACAUUGACUGCACUUGAUAAUAAUAAAUAAUAAUACUUCGAGG
Molecule: messenger RNA, 2134 nt
Organism: Mizuhopecten yessoensis (Yesso scallop)
Lineage: Eukaryota; Metazoa; Mollusca; Bivalvia; Pectinida; Pectinidae
Exons: 1
Coding region: 27-1226 (399 amino acids)
Source: RefSeq, a predicted model, not a curated record